AUGUCUACAAUCUCUAAAGUUGUUCUAGGCGUUUCUGUGAUACUUACAGUCAGCACCGUUGCAGGAGUGCAUCUCAAGCAAAACUGGGACCAAGAGGUAAACAAUUAGAUAGCUAGCCUGCGGACCAGCUCAAUUACUGUACACUCCAAUUCCUAGAUAACAUUAGCUAGCUAACUAGCCAUAUGUCAUAGUAUGGUGCAAUGUUUCCCAUGCAAAAGUCCGUUGCAACUUAGCUACAUUGAGAAAGUUGUAAGCAGAAACAUUACCUUUAGCUUAGCUAACUUUAGCUAACUAGAGUUAGCAUCUGCAUGCUUUUCUGCUAGCAGACAGCUAACGGUAGCUAGCUAGCAACAACACCUCUAGCCAUAAUUUUAGACAGAGCAGCUCUUACAGUGGCCGUUUUGUUUGUCCAUCAGAAACUUCAUGAGGGAGUACUUAGAGACAUUGAACGUUUGGAGAGGAAGAGCGAGAACCUGCGAGUGCUCGAACAACAAAGAAGUCUGACCAAGGAGCUCAAGGCAGAGCGCGACAGGAGAGAAUUGGGGCGACAGGACUCCGACCAACCCCAGGCAUAA
This is a messenger RNA of Coregonus sp. 'balchen', 575 nucleotides long. The record is from the annotation of a GenBank genome assembly. NCBI's taxonomy places the organism in Eukaryota, Metazoa, Chordata, Actinopteri, Salmoniformes, Salmonidae.